CCCCUCCCACCCACCCCGAACUAAAGCUUAACAGGUUGGUGGUAUAAUUUGUAGACUUUCAGGGUGUCAUGCUAGGAGCUUAGGCAAGAGACUAGGCAUCUCUUCCCCAGCUUCCCAGGCACUGUCCAGCUGGAUUUGAAAAGCAGGCAAGUGACAGGAGGAAAGAGGUGGAAGCCGGCAAAGUAACUACCGUUUCUCAGCAAAGUUUGAGAGGGGCCUAUGGCCAUGAGUGAGUUGGAUGCUCAGAAGACCUGUGAUGGAACUGUUUCUCGUCUGCUCAAUGUGGUGGAAAGUGAGCUUCAGGCAGGGAGGGAAAAAGGCGACCCUACAGAGAAGCAACUUCAGAUCAUUCUGGAGGAUGCCUCUCUCUGGCAGAGGUUCAAGGAAGUCACUAACGAAAUGAUCGUGACCAAGAACGGCAGACGGAUGUUCCCGGUCCUAAAGAUUAGCAUCACAGGGCUGGACCCCAAUGCCAUGUACUCACUCCUUCUGGACUUUGUCCCAACGGACAGUCAUCGCUGGAAGUAUGUCAAUGGAGAAUGGGUGCCUGCAGGCAAGCCAGAGGUCUCCAGCCACAGCUGUGUCUACAUCCACCCAGACUCCCCCAACUUCGGUGCCCACUGGAUGAAGGCACCCAUAUCCUUCAGCAAAGUGAAGCUGACCAAUAAGCUCAACGGAGGUGGGCAGAUAAUGUUGAAUUCUCUGCAUAAAUAUGAACCCCAGGUUCACAUAGUGCGUGUUGGAGAUGCCCAUCGAAUGGUGAUGAACUGCUCCUUCCCUGAAACCCAGUUCAUAGCUGUGACUGCCUAUCAGAACGAGGAGAUAACAGCUCUCAAAAUCAAGUACAACCCUUUUGCCAAAGCCUUCUUGGAUGCCAAGGAAAGGAACCACCUCAAGGAUAUUCCAGAAGCUAUGUCUGAGAGCCAGCAUGUGACCUAUUCUCACUUUCACAGAGUCUUCCUCUGUGUCUUCCUCUUAUCUCUUCCAGUGGGAGGCUGGAUCUUUUCCAAUCCGGAUGGAGUGUGUACAGCAGGAAACACCAAUUACCAGUAUACUACUCCUUUGCCUCUGUCUGCUCCCCACACCCACCAUGGCUGUGAGCACUAUCCUGGCAUCCGAGGACACCACCGGCAGGCUCCUUACCCUUCUGCGUACAUGCAUAGAAAUCAUUCUCCCUCAGUGAAUUUGAUAGAAAGCUCCAGCAAUAAUCUGCAAGUUUUCUCUGGAGCUGACAAUUGGACUUCCUUAUCCUCCACACCCCACGCCAGCAUCCUGUCUGUACCCCACACCAGCGGACCAGUCAAUCCAGGGCCUAGCCCAUACCCAUGCCUGUGGACCAUCAACAACAGUGGCGGGGGCCCUGCCGGGUCAGGCUCAGAGGUGCAUGCCAACUCCCCGGGAGCAUUUCUCCUGGGUAACCCAGCUGUGACUUCACCUGUCUCCACCCAGACACCCACUUCGGUUAGUGUGGAGGUUCUGGGGGAGCCCUCGCUGACCAGCAUCGCCAUGUCCACCUGGACAGCAGUGGCUUCACAUUCCUUUACAGGCUGGGGUAGCCCAGGUAGGGGUGGGCACCAUUCUCCCUCCUCACUGCAUGGUUAAGCAGGAUCCUAGUGAAGGUGUCAGUAGAGAAUCUGCUAGAUGUAGAGCUCUUAGAAGAACCACCUACUGAUCCCAGUGAGUCAGACUGCAGAGUCUCCCCACCCAAUGAAGUGGGUUGUAGCAGAAGCCUCAUAGGGAACGGUUUGGUUUAGAUGACGCUAAUUUUGUCACCUGCAUCUCUCUACCAUUUUCUCUUUGUGCUCCCAUUUUUUUCUGCAGCUUAUCCAUGCCAUGCUUAGGCAACAAAAGUUCGUUGAGUACCUUCCUUGUGCCCUGACCCUUACUCUCAAAUGAUUCUAGAAGGCUGCCCCUCCUGUUCUGUGGACAUAGUGUAAAGCUGGUAAGUGAGCUAAAAAUUUACCUAGCCUAAGGCUACUGCAUCAUAACUUUGUACAGUCCUAAAGGUGUGUGUAGCCACAGAGCUUCUGCUUUGAGACCAAGAGAGGGUGUAAGGCCAUGGAGUGAAGUUAACAGAAGUAGUUAAUUACAUGUUAUAGCACUGAGAAUUGAGGAAAUGAAAUCAUGUUGCUCCUUGGCUCAGAAACCUUGGGUGACUCACCAUCACCUAGAGAUCAAAGUUGAUCUCCUCUGCCAUCUGCCCUCAAAAUAUUUCUCCAGCUUUAGCUCCCUGUUACCCCAUUAGCACCCUCUAUUUCAGUCAAGGCAUACAUUCUUCCUCUAUCUUUUAAACAUUCAGUGUUCUUUCCCACCUCUGUACCUUCUCUCCUGCCUGAAAUUUCCUUCUCUGCUCAGUUCCACCUGUGCGAAUCCUGCUUAUCUCUCACGGACUGACCAGAGCAUCACCUGCUGCACCAAGCAUUUGAUCUGCCUGGGUUCCCUGCCUUCCCACUGGUUUUGCCUCUGUUACAGAGUUCAUCUCAUGCUCCCUUGUAUUUUCAGUACCUGUGUCUCUCUUCCACUAGACUGUGAGCCCCUUGAGGGUGAGGCCCAGCCUUCUCUUCUCUGUUCCCCACAGCAGCACCUGGUUCUGUGCCUAUCCUAUAGGAAGUGCCCAAUAAACACUGGCUGAACUGAA
Molecule: messenger RNA, 2638 nt
Organism: Bubalus bubalis (water buffalo)
Lineage: Eukaryota; Metazoa; Chordata; Mammalia; Artiodactyla; Bovidae
Gene: TBX19
Product: T-box transcription factor 19
Exons: 8
Coding region: 220-1602 (460 amino acids)
Biological process (GO): regulation of transcription by RNA polymerase II; cell fate specification; heart morphogenesis
Cellular component (GO): nucleus
Molecular function (GO): DNA-binding transcription factor activity, RNA polymerase II-specific; RNA polymerase II cis-regulatory region sequence-specific DNA binding
Source: RefSeq, a predicted model, not a curated record